AUGGGCCUAACAAUUCCAUUUAAAGUUGGAGAUGCUGUAGAGUUAAGAUCCUUCGAAGCUGGUUACAGGGGUGCAUGGUUCCGUUGCAAGAUCACCGGUACCAGGAAGGGUCACACGGAGUAUCAGUUGGAGUAUAUGGACUUUCCAGAUGAAGGAAGGAGCUGGGAGAGACUAUACGAAAUUCCCCCAAAAUACUGUCGGAAAGCAGGCCAGAAAGCAGGUCAGAAUAGGGAGCUCAUGCUUCGACCUCCUUAUCCUCGGUGGUGUGGGGAUAAUUAUAUUCCUGAGUAUGGCCAGAAGAUGGAUGUUGUAGCAGUUGUUAUCAAUCCUUGGAAAGUAGGUGACUUGGUUGACUGGUGGCACAAUAGUUGUUUCUGGACUGGGAAAAUUAUUGAGUUACUGGGCGUUGACAAAGUUAAGAUAGCUUGUACUGAAAUACCGCUAGGUGAAGGUGGAUGUUAUGAAGCCGAUGUUGAUGACCUGAGGCCAGCGCUUGAUUGGUCCCUCGAAAAAGGGUGGAGCGCUCCUCUUUCAAAGGAAAAUGGUGAAAGCUGGUAUACUGCUCGUUUGGUCACAGAGAACCCAGAUACAGGAAGUAGCAGCUUAGAUGAGGACAUCGAGCAAUCUUAUGGUUGCAUCAAGGAAGUACAGAAGUGCUUGAAUGGAUCAUUUGACACAGGGAUGCAGGAAUUACGGAAGUGCUUGAAUGGAUCAUCUGUUACCACGAAGGAAGCGAUGGACCGAGAUGUAAAACAUCUAGCCAAUACAUAUGUCAGGCGCUCCAUGAAAAGUCAAAGGCGCAGUGAGGAGGAGCAGCAAAAAUGCAGAAAUGAAGAGCUUGAUACGUCUCUAGAGGCCAGAUAUCCAAUAGCGCAACUUGCACCCGAUGAAACCGAUGAACACUGCAUGAACAGCCAAGCAGAUUGCCCGACGUCUACAAUGGCCAAUUCUGGACAGUCUUCUUACUUCCUUACCAAUGGCCAAUCAGGUCUCGCCAGUUUUAAAAAGCUCAAGACCUCAACUGAGCAUGCAUCAGUUCAGCCUCCAUCUCCUGACACUGUUUGUGAGGCUUUGAUGGAUGUGGAGAAAGUAGCACACCAAAUCAGAAGGGCCGAGGAUCUCCUGCACUCUAUUGACGAUGCUCCAUCAAGCAGAGCGCUUGCGCCUUCUUGGAGGUUCAGUCGGUAA
This is a messenger RNA of Lolium rigidum, 1188 nucleotides long. RefSeq lists its product as uncharacterized. Lineage: Eukaryota; Viridiplantae; Streptophyta; Magnoliopsida; Poales; Poaceae. The record is from RefSeq and is a predicted model, not a curated record. The transcript is spliced from 6 exons. The coding region runs from base 1 to 1188 and encodes 395 amino acids.